UCCAUGAUUCAAAUCCAAUUAUCCAAAUGAAAAAAAAAAAGACGAACAUAAUUUACUUUUUUCUUCAAUUUUCCUUCUUGUAAAUUCAAAACAUGGAUGUUCUACAAAAAUCCCAAAAUUUACUUAGUUUAGGCUUCUUUUGUUCUUAACAGAGCCUGAAAAAUUCUGGGGCAAACAAAACCAAUCUCGUUUCCUUGACUCUUCCAUUGUGAAUGGAGGGAGAAGGAAACGAUUGCGCUUUCAUGGGAGAAGAUUCUCAUCCAGGUGCACCUUUACACGGUAACUCAUCAAUUUUGACCUCGACGUUUUUCUUAGAUCAUGUUGGUGAAGUGUCUCUCGUCUUCAACUCGGAUGGGCUAUUUUGGGAACCAAUUAAUUCACCAAAUGCUUCAGCCAUGGUGGAAGGAGAGGUUGAUGGUGAUUGUGGAUGUUACUCCAAUGGCAACAAAAGAAAGCACAGCUUGAGAAAAGGCAUCAUGCAGCUUUCAGCACUGGAAAUGAAGCGACCGGAUGGUUCAAUUUGCUUCGGCAUUAAGUCUAGGUCUAAAGCUGCUAGUGAGAUAAAACUUUCUGACAUAUAUGCUGUUGAAUUAUCCCAUCAUGGUCCGAUUCAUAUAACAAACCUGCCUCGUGCUACUGAGCACCUACUUUUUGGAAAUGACAUAAAGCUGUACCGGUUUAUGGUCCAUGGUUUUAUAAGGAGCAAGAAUCAGCUAUCUCAGUGGAUUCCCACUACAUAUACUUUUGGUCAUAAAGAUUUUCGUGUAUGUGAAAUGUGGGUAAACAAGCUCAAUGUGUUCUUGGAUCAUGAUGUUGGAAGGCCAAGGAAUCUUUUGGUUUUUGUUAAUCCAAAGAGUGGGAAACGAAAUGGCUGUAAAACCUGGGAAGCUGUGGGUCCUAUUUUCUCCCGUGCUAAAGUUGAAACCAAGGUGAUUGUAACAAAGAGAGCAGGACAGGCACUUGAUGUGAUGUCAUCUAUGACAAACAAGGAGCUUAACAAUUAUGAUGGUGUUGUAGCUGUUGGUGGUGACGGAUUUUUCAAUGAAAUCCUCAAUGGGUUCCUUUCCCCCAGGUUUAAAGCUCCCAACCCACCAACUCCUUCAGACUUUGUUCAUCCAGCAGAUGAUAAUGGUGAUUCAUCAGUUCUCAAAGAAAAUGAAAGCGCCCAAGAGAUCCCUGAACAAUGUGAAGAUAAGAUUCCCUUUAUUUCAAGUGAAGACCAAUCUACAGCAAAAGCAUCAUAUAAUAUUUCAGGAGAAACGGAUGAUGAGUUUCAUAUUCUCAAUCAACGCUUUAGAUACAACUGGAACUCGAGAUGCUGUAACAUCUGCGUUACAUAUUGUCCUUGGAAAAAGAGUGCGCCUUGACAUAGCUCAAAUUGUACGGUGGAAAGCCACUCCGAGAUCUGAGAUCCAACCAUAUAUGCGCUAUACAGCCUCCUUUGCUGGGUAUGGAUUUUAUGGUGAUGUCAUCACAGAGAGUGAGAAUUAUCGAUGGAUGGGUCCUAAGCGUUAUGAUUAUGCCGGAACAAUGGUAUUUUUAAAGCAUAGGUCAUAUGAAGCCGAAAUAGCAUAUCUAGAUGUUGGAUCAGAUGAACCUAAUUUAACUUCCAAAAGGAGGCAUGAAGACAACAUGUCAGAAUUGAACACACGAAAGUCAGAAAGACGUGUUUGUUGUGUUGAUUGCAAAAUUUGCAAUGAAAAUUCAGAUCCUACAUCUACUGGAAUUUCCAGCCUAACACCUCAUUUGUAUUCCGAAGGAGGAAAAUGGAAGAAAUCUAAAGGACGUUUUCUUAGCGUAGGAGCUGCUUUAAUCUCUUGCAGAAAUGAUAAAGCACCUGAUGGGUUGGUGGUUGAUGCACACCUUUCAGAUGGUUUCCUUCAUCUUAUAUUGAUUAGAGAGUGCCCGCAUGCUUCUUAUUUACGGCACCUAAUUCAACUAACAAAAAGUGGUGGAAGCCCAUUAAAUUUUCAAUUUGUUGAGCAUCAUAAGACCCCAACAUUUACUUUUACUUCUAUGGGGAAGGAGAGUGUAUGGAAUCUAGAUGGUGAGAUAUUUGAAGCUCAUCAACUUUCAGCUCAAGUGUUCCGUGGCCUUGUGUGCUUAUUUGCAUCUGGUCCUCAAGUUUAAGUCCAUGAAUGUUUUGUUUAUAUUUAUUUCCUUUUCCUUUUUUUUUUGUUACAAGGAAAAUCAUGAGUAAGCUAUUCAAUUCAACAUAGGUUGUUCCAUCCAAAACAAUGUUUCCUCAUGUAAUAUAAUUAUAUAAAUGUAGCAAUGCCUAAUCGCCAGUUUUUGAAGCAUGU
This is a messenger RNA of Arachis duranensis, 2303 nucleotides long. Its product is annotated as ceramide kinase. Lineage: Eukaryota; Viridiplantae; Streptophyta; Magnoliopsida; Fabales; Fabaceae. Gene Ontology annotation, molecular function: kinase activity. The record is from RefSeq and is a predicted model, not a curated record.